Molecule: messenger RNA, 3825 nt
Organism: Naegleria lovaniensis
Lineage: Eukaryota; Heterolobosea; Eutetramitea; Acrasida; Naegleriidae
Exons: 3
Coding region: 1-3825 (1274 amino acids)
Source: RefSeq, a predicted model, not a curated record
AUGGGGCUUUGGAAUAUGAUUAAGCGUAAAAAGAAGAAAAAUGCGGAAGACGAAACUUUGGUCAUCGAGAGGUCUGUAUCGGAAGGAAACGUGAGGUCGUUCUCACCCGAGAAGAAAAAUUCAUUUCCUUUUGGAUUCUCUCCCAAAAAAUCAAAUCAUCACCAUCAUCAUCAUCACUCUAAACAUCGCCAUCAUCAUCACAACGACCAUAAUGAAAAAGCCGAAUUUUUUGCUGAUAAUUUAAUAACAGCAGAAACUAUUGAAGAUUUUUCAUCCAGUCCAGAAACGAAGCAAUUAUUUCUAAAGGAGGCCACCUCGACUGACGACAAUAUUUUAGCUGACAACAGCAUUAUCACAAAGAUUGUUCGAAAUCGCACUUCGCCAAACUCGACACUAAAUUCAACAUUGGAUCAUGAAAGUUUUAUGAGGCCACCAUCCCCAAAGCAAGCAGAUACCACUAUCGAAGAAAACAAUAUUGAACAUACUAGUUUUGAGGAUGAAGUGUGCAUUAAAUCGACAAUAUUAAACCACAAACUUCCACCUAACAUAUCCGAAGCAAGUGAGAACGAUGUGACAGACAAAUUGAAAACUUCUCAACGAAAAGCUAUCAACGAAACAGAGGUUAUUGAAAAUCGCAAAUUAUUCGCCGAUCAAUCAAAGUCGUCUUGUGAAGUAGACAAUAUUAAGGAAGAAAUUAUACAUUCGCCCACUGAUGAGCACAGCCCAACAUCGCCCACUGAUGAAAUGCAAGAAGAUUUAUAUAUUCCAGAAAAAGAAAUGGAAAGUUUACCUGUACAACAAACUCAAGCCUCCUCAACCACAGCUGAUGAUCAUUUUUUGAAGCCACAAGAGGAACACAUUAAUUCUCCAGAAAUGUGUGCAACCAAAGAAACUCUAUUGUUUGAAGAACCAUCCCAAAGCCAUGUGGUUCAAUCAGAUAUUAAUACAUUUCCAUCUCAAGAAUUGGCUCAACUAGAACACAAAGAGUUCACUCGUUUUAUUGAAUCUGAGCUAUUAAAGCUUAAAGAUGACCUUCAAACAGAUCGACGGAUAGGUGAGAGCGUAAAUCAACAACGAGUACCAUCUCCCCUUCCAAAAGAAAAAUCACACGGAAAUCCAAGUCAUCCUCAAUCAUUGACACUCAACCUCGAUGCUAAAUAUAAGUAUGCACGAAGAGCUCUGUUGAGACAGUAUCUCAAAAAUAGAGGUACCUCUACCGGCGAUAAAAUAGCAUCAGACACUAUUAACAAUGCCUUAGAUCUGAACACGUCUCUAAAAUUGCAAAGAUUGGAAAAGGAAAAUAAGGAGCUCGAACGGCUACAAACGACCAGAAAAAAGUACGCCAAAGACCUUGUCAAGCUUGAAAAAUUGGUGGAAAUAGCAACCAUGGAAAAUGAAGUGGAAGCCUCCCAACAAAAAUCACAUGUAGUGAUUGUUGAUAGAAAAAAGAAAGAUACUAAGGGAGCGUUGUCGAAAGGAUACUCGGAUAUUCUACAAACUAAGAUGGAAAUGAUGGGGAAAAUACUUGUCUCAUCUUCGGAUGAGUUCGCUGAGGCAGAUCCUGAGAUUUUGUUGAAACAAAUUAAUCUUCUCAAGUCUGAAAGAGAAAAAUUCCAAACAUUGGUCGAAAAACAAAAAGAAACCAUUCGAUUUCUAGCUGAGGACUUAUUGACCGAUGUUGCCAUUGAUCCCAAUGAAAAGCAAAAGCUUGUGGAACAAGUGAUUAGCAAUCAUUCAGUACCAGAAUCACCAUGUUCAGAAUCCUCUCCCACUUCCAACUCUGCACACCAUGAUUUUAAUGUCGCAUUGCCAUCAGAAGAUUCCUCUCCACCCCCUCCACCUCCUCUCACUCCCCUUCUCGUAUCAUUAUCACGAGCUCACCACUCACAACCAGAGCCACCAUCUCUCUCCGUUGAGAUUGAAAAUUGUAAUCCUACCUUAAAGCCCAAAAAGAAAAAGUCAAAAAAGAUGAAAAAGAAGACGAAGGAGAGCUCUUCAUCAACAACAACAACCGUCAUGAUGGAAGCUCCUUCUUCUACUUCUCCCGAACUGCCAAAGGAUGGUAAACGAGGUAGUACUUCCCUGCAGGAAAAGAAGAAGAAAAGAUCCUCUUCACCUGCUCAAAAACAAGAAAGGCCCUCAUCAGCUUUGGGUCUCUCAAGAAAGAACACAACAAUCACACCACCACAACAACCAGAAGAUACUCGAAAAGUCUAUGAACAUUCUCCAUCAUCAUUCUCAUCUGCCAACAAGACUCUACGAAGACCCAUGUCUGCAAGUCGUUGUUCAUCCUCCUCCGUGAAAUCAUCAUCAACCUUAAUUAAUGCUGUAGCAUCACCCAACUCCGAACCACUAUCAAGAAUAGCACAUGAUAUAACUCAAAAACGUCCAUCAAGUGCCUCUGCAACACAUUCCUCGUCUUCGAGAUAUGACAAGAUCAUUGAUCGGCUCUAUGAAGGCGGUAUUGAGAAGCAAAAUAAAUCGAGGGAAUGGGCCAGGACACAAAAGGAGCUCAAAGACGCAAAAGAGAUGCAGGAAAUGAGAGAAAAGCCUCAACUCAACAGAAGGUCUAUUGAACUUGUUAAUCGGAAGUAUCAAUCUGGAGAUUUUGUGGCCUCUAGUCGUGGUUCAACACCUUCCACUGAUACGAAAACGAUCACCAGUCCAAGCAUGUACAUGACAAUUUCUUCUGAUGGAGUUAUUAUGCAAACACCAGUUUCAAUCGAACGCCCACGCAGUGGUAGUAUUGAGGAACUGAGGCUGCUCCGACAAGAAUCAAUGAGGAGAAGAACACGUGAGUUUAAUAUCAUGAAAGAAAGUCUUGCAGAAUGUACAUUUACUCCGAAUAUUGGGCGAAAAUCUUUAGAAAUAGCCUCUCACCGCAAGGCAAAAGAUGAGCAACCAAUUCACAACAAGUUAUUUGAGGAAGCGAAGGAAAAGGAAGCUCAAAAUGCAAAAGUCAGAGAAAUGGCCAAAAAAGUAAAAGAUGAGCAAGAAGUUAAGGAGAUACGAAAAUCAAAAACCUUUAAAAGCGCUGAAGAUGAAAAAGCAUUUAUCAAUAGAAUGCUCGAAGCAGAAAAAGCAAAAAAACAAAGAAUUGAACAGCUUCGUGUAAAAUGCUUUGAGCAAGAAACAUUUAAACCUAAAACCAACAAUACCCAGAUACCGAGAGAAGGUGACGUGUGUGAACAGCUUUACAAACAAGGACUAGAAAUACAAAAGAGAAGAGAGUUCAUACGAGAUCAAUAUGAGCAAUAUUUAGAAAACGUUCGGUCCAUGAAACACACCACUAAGGGUAGCACUAAGUAUAUUGAAGAAAUGAAAGAAAAACGAAUAUUUUCCUUAUUUAAUUUAUUUUGCAUUGAAUCUGAAUGUGAAGAGUCUGCAGAAGUAGAGAUUCAUAGGCUUCACGAGGUUAUAGAACCACUACUGGACAAGUUUGGAGAGCCUUUGUCUCUAGUAAUUCCUUUACUGGCAGAAAGAUUUGGAGAUGAUUCAAUCAUCAACUAUGACCAAUUUAGAAUGUUUAUUGAGAGCCCAGAAACAAAUUUAGAUCUUGAAGAUUUGGCUGCUCAAGUGAAAUUACUGCAGAACCAGCUGACACUGCAACUAGCAGUUGAAAAUCAAUUUAACUUUAAGCCAAGCAUCAAUUCUACUUCUCGUAAGCUUGAUCCUUAUGCGUAUGGUUGUGAAACUUUGGAAGACAGAGUUGACAAUUUACUAUCAUUCAAAGAAUAUAGAGAUCAGAAAAUAGAAAUGAUGAGAAAUAAUGCCAUUGAGAAAGAGCUGGAAGAAUGCACAUUCAAACCAAAAAUUAACAAAUAA